AUGGAUCUCAAGGAGACGGAGGAGCAGCGUCAAAUGCGACGCAUUGCGUUCGUCGCUGUCGUCGUUUCGACGGCAGCUGUGAUCGCAAGUGUCGUCACAUUGCCUAUGCUCUACAACUAUGUACAGUCCUUCCAAAGUCAUCUGAUGGUCGAGACUGAUUACUGCAAGGCUCGUUCUCGAGAUAUGUGGCUAGAAAUGACUGCUCUGCAAGCCGGCAAAGGCAUGCUUCACCGACAAAAGAGAGCCUGGCUGUUCGGACAAUGGAUCCCUGAGGGAGGCUCUGGUGGAGGAGGUUCAGGCGGAGGUACCGCUUCCGGUUACGGUGGCUAUGGAGCGGUAGUGAAUACAGAACCAGCACCCACCUGCUGUACUUGUAACCAAGGAGCAGCUGGACCACCAGGACCUGAAGGACCACCUGGAAAUAACGGAAAGGAUGGUCGCAAUGGAAUGGAUGGAAAGAACGGACGCGAUGCUGAAUUGCUUGCAGCACCACCAAGUGAACCAUGUGUUAUCUGCCCAACAGGACCACCUGGUCCAAUGGGAGCAAUGGGUCCUAAGGGACCACCAGGACCUAAAGGUUCACCUGGAGAACCACCUAAGGAUGGAGUUGCUGGUGAAGACGGUAUGCCUGGACAGCCUGGACCAGUCGGAAGACCGGGACGCGAUGGACUGAAGGGAGCACCUGGAGCUAACGGACGACUGAUCCCUGUACCCGGACCACAAGGACCACCUGGAAAGCAGGGACCACCUGGACCUCCAGGACCAAAAGGAAAUCCUGGCCCAGACGGACAAUCGUAUCCGGGCCCUCCAGGUCCUCCUGGAGAUCCAGGAAACUCAGGACCCGAGGGACGACCAGGACCCAAUGGUGCACAGGGACCUCCCGGAGAAGAUGGAGACAAGGGAGAUUGUGGUCAUUGCCCACCUCCUCGUACACCUCCUGGCUAUUAG
Messenger RNA from Haemonchus placei, 948 nucleotides. The record is from the annotation of a GenBank genome assembly. Lineage: Eukaryota; Metazoa; Nematoda; Chromadorea; Rhabditida; Trichostrongylidae.